GAUAGUGCCUUCUAGUCUUCCUCCUCGUUCACGCACACCAGUAUAUCGCACCUAGGCAAGAUACAACCAACCUAUUAUUAGAUCUAAUCUUCGGAAUUAAGGAGAUGUCUACCACUGGUGAUUCUAUCGUAAACGAUGAUGAUGACCUUAACCCUGAUCAUGAAGAUCAUAUUCAUGAUCAGGAGGAAGUUUCUCAUCAACAACAACAACUUGAAGCGAAGAAAAUCUCUUCGCAAAAGUUGCGGCGAUUCGACUCAUUGGACAUCGAAUCUAGCAAGUUUCGCAGCCAUCAACACCUCGGCGACAAGGGUGCAAAGUGGUCGGUGAUAUUGAAUCUAGCUUUUCAGAGCAUAGGCGUAGUGUACGGGGACCUCGGAACUUCCCCGUUGUAUGUUUAUCCGGCCACCUUCAGCGGCGGAAUCAAGCACAACGAUGACAUUUUGGGCACACUCUCUUUGAUUUUCUACACCAUCACGUUGAUACCUGUCGUUAAGUACGUGUUUAUUGUGUUACGCGCAAAUGAUAAUGGUGAUGGUGGGACAUUUGCAUUGUACUCGUUGAUAUGCCGGUAUGCGAAAGUGGGUUUAAUCCCAAGUCAAGAAGCAGAAGAUCGAGAGGUAUCCAACUAUCAUCUGGAGUCGCCUAACAAUAAUCGGCUGAGACGAGCGUCAUGGGUCAAGUCGAAGCUAGAAAAGAGCCUGUUUGCUAAGUAUUUCUUACUAUUUGCCACAAUGUUGGGCACCUCUAUGGUUAUUGGAGAUGGCAUACUCACUCCUUGCAUCUCUGUUUUAUCAGCUGUGGGAGGAAUCAAGGAAGCUACGUCCUCCAUGACAGAAGAUAGGAUAGUUUGGAUAUCAGUUGCCAUACUAGUUGUCCUAUUUAUGGUCCAAAGAUUUGGAACCGACAAAGUCGGCUACAGUUUUGCUCCGAUACUCUGUCUUUGGUUCCUAUUUAUUGGUACCAUUGGCAUCUACAAUUUCAUCAAGUUCGAUCCAACGGUAAUUAAAGCCAUAAAUCCAUGGUACAUCGUCCAAUAUUUCAAGAGGAACAAAAAACAAGCAUGGAUUUCCCUUGGUGGCACAGUCCUUUCCAUAACAGGAACUGAAGCAUUGUUUGGGGAUCUUGGUCAUUUCAGUGUUCGGUCUAUUCAGAUAAGCACUUGUGCUGUGGUUUAUCCAUCCAUUAUACUAUGUUAUGUCGGACAAUCUGCUGUCCUCAGAAAGCACAAUGAAUACAGUUCAGACGCAUUCUUUAAGUCUGUACCAGGCCCAGUGUACUGGCCAAUGUUUGUGGUGGCUGUUUUGGCUGCUAUCAUAGCUAGUCAAGCCAUGAUUUCGGCGACUUUUUCAAUCAUCCAACAAUCCCUCUCACUAGGGUGUUUCCCUCGAGUGAAAGUCGUUCACACCUCAGCGAAAUAUGAAGGACAGGUUUAUGUACCCGAAAUCAAUUAUCUUCUCAUGUUGGCUUGUGUCGCAGUCACUAUUGGAUUCAGAACUACGGAUAGGAUAGGGAACGCUUAUGGGAUUGCAGUGGUGUUUGUGAUGGUGCUUACGUCAUCAUUUCUAGUGCUCAUCAUGAUAAUGAUAUGGAAAACUCACAUUCUUCUCAUAAUCUCAUAUGUACUCGUCAUUGGAACCAUUGAGCUCAUCUACUUAAGUUCAGUCCUCUAUAAAUUUGAUCAAGGUGGAUAUCUACCCUUGGCAUUCGCGAUGUUCCUAAUGGCAAUAAUGUACGUAUGGAAUGAUGUGUACCGAAGAAAGUAUAAUUAUGAGUUGGAUCACAAGAUCUCCCUACAGAAGGUAAAGGAAAUCGUUGGCAAUACCAACUUUUAUCGAAUUCCGGGGCUAGCUAUCUUCUAUUCAGAGCUUGUACACGGAAUUCCGCCUCUAUUCAAGCACUAUUUGGAUAAUGUGCCUGCGCUUCACUCUGUCCUUGUUUUUGUCUCUAUAAAAUCACUACCCAUAAGCAAGGUUCCAAGGGAAGAGCGGUUCCUCUUCCGCAGAGUCCAACCGAAUGAGCUUAAUGUGUUCCGAUGUGUGGUGAGAUAUGGGUACACAGACGUGAGAAAUGAACAAGACCCAUUUGAAAGAAAGUUGGUUGAAAGGCUGAAGAAUUUCAUAAGCGAAGAAUAUCAGUUUUCAAAAACAAUUCAAAAUAAUCAAGAAUCUGCUGAGAAAGAUGGAGAGUUGGAUGAUACAUUAGUUGAGAGGGAAAUCGAAGUGCUGGAAAAAGCAUGUACUGCUGGGAUUGUUCACUUGGUGGGUGAGAAUGAGGUGAUUGCGGAGAAAGGCGCUGGAAUAGGAAAAAGGCUAUUGAUCAACUAUGGUUACAGUUUCUUGAAGAGGAAUUUGAGACAAACGGAUAAGGUGUUUGAUAUCCCUCGAAAAUGUUUGCUAAAGGUUGGAAUGACGUAUGAGCUUUAAUUAGGAACAUUGGUGAUGCUUAUUUGUUACUGUUUGUAUAUAAACAACUAUGGUAGUUGUAUCUCUAGUUCAGUUAAUUGAGCUAUUCAGACAGUAGAUUCGUUUUUAUUUCAAUUCAUCUACCUGUUACCGAUAGUCUUCUGCAGUUGAUCCAAUUCGUUUUUAUAAAGAAAGUUUCAGUUCUUUUCUGAUGAUAAUUUAGCUUAGCAUUUGUUUUUACGUGCAACUUGACUAACUCUAGAACUCUAAAGUUAACGGUCAGCAAAUUUGCAGCGGCCCUAAGAAUUUUUUACUGACUGUCAAAAUCAAAUCUGCGAGCUUGGAAAAAGUAAACAAUUUAGUAUCAAAGGAGAGAGGCUGUAAAAGGAGCGGUGAAAGGAUAAAGAGAAAAAUAAAGGGACCAUAGGGAAGGGAAUGAUGGAUAAAAGGAACAUAAGGAAGGAAAAGAGAAACUGAGGUUUCCUGGAUUGUUUUUCUUAAGCUCACAUGGGCUUAAGUUUAGUUUUCAUGUUUGAAUUGGAGAUUAGGAAAUUUGUCAUAGAAUUAAGGUGGUUGAAUGAGUUGGGUGUUACAUUCACUCUCUUUGUGCUUAGGAUAAUCAUCGUUGGAUCCACCAAAACUCUCUCAUUCAUCCAUGAAGUUCCACGUCGUAUGAACGUCGAUUGCCCAAAAACUUCAGAGGAAAGAACCGUCAAAGUUAUGGAUUCCAAUUGUACUACUAGCCUACUACUAUUUUUGAAACAAACUUCACAAAACCCCCAAGGGUUUGACCUUGAGGUCUAAGGCUUGGGACUAAGGAGUUUCCUCCCUCCAAAAGUCUCAGGUUCUAUCAAUUACAACACUUUGCUCUAGCUUUAAUUGAGACGCCCCGCAAGUGGGCUGUGGGAUUGGUCUCCCAAAAUUAGUCGAAUUGCACGAAAGCUAGCCAGACACUUGAGUUAUCAAAGAAAAACUUCACAAAAACCAUAGGCCUAAAAACGAAUUCCCUUAGAAGCUACUGAUCAAACACUUGGUAGGCAUAUAUACCUUGCAUCAAACUUGUAAAUCAAAUGAAUAAGAUUAGCAUGUGUAACAAAAAACAUUGUACCUUAGAUUGUCGCUCACAUUCUUAGUUGCAAAAUGAGACAACCCUGAGCUUCAGAUAUGAUAAUGCUUCAAACCGCAAACACCUGGUGGUCGUAGACAGAGAAGGGUGAGAGAGACAAUGGGUUCGUACCGUGUGGAUGAGUACACCAGCUCCGAUCGCCCGAGUCACGAGCACACACCUCUACCAGCUGACUCAGUC
Rhododendron vialii is the source of this 3708-nucleotide messenger RNA. Its product is annotated as potassium transporter 5-like. Gene Ontology annotation, biological process: potassium ion transmembrane transport. Bases 105 to 2423 code for a protein of 772 amino acids. NCBI's taxonomy places the organism in Eukaryota, Viridiplantae, Streptophyta, Magnoliopsida, Ericales, Ericaceae. Gene Ontology annotation, molecular function: potassium ion transmembrane transporter activity. The transcript is spliced from 8 exons. Gene Ontology annotation, cellular component: membrane. The record is from RefSeq and is a predicted model, not a curated record.